CAGCAGAUGUACGUGCGGGUAAAUAUCGUCGUGCUGCCCGUCUGUCUAGAAGAUGUCGCAUUCCGCCAAUAUUCGAGGCCUGACCUAUGUUACGCCGCGUCAGCGCGCGAUCGAAGGGACCUACUCCCGGCAGUUAUCCACGGCAGCGAGAGGGUGCGCCGAGAUCAUAAAGUGCUGCCCUUUCGCGUCUUAUCCAAGCCCUCCCCCAGUUCAUGCCGCCGAUCAACACAUCACACCCAUACAAUAACUCAUCAACAGGAGAGACGAGUCUGCAACAAUGUUCGCCUACUACCUCUCUUCGACCAUCCUCCUGCUCCUCCCCUUGGGGUCCCUCUCCGCCGCUCUACCCGAGCUCCUCUCACCGCGCGCCGUGUCGCCUAACAAGACCUGCGGCCCGUCCAACUCGGGCUACACGUGCCCCGCCGACGCGGCCUGCUGCUCGCAGUACGGCUACUGCGGCUCGACCGAGCCCUUCUGCCUGACCACGGCCAACUGCCAGGCGCGCUACUCCAACUCGUCGGCCGCCUGCUACGCGCCCCGGCCCGGCGUCAGUAUCUCCAUCGACGGCACCUGUGGGAACACGGGGGCCGGCAAGAAUGGCUAUCGCUGUCCCGGCAAUGCGACUGCGCUCAGUUGCUGCUCUGCUGCGGGGUACUGCGGGACUACCAGCGAUCAUUGCGAUACCGGGAAGGGAUGUCAGUCGGGCUUCGGCAACUGCACUGGGACUAGGACCUCUCGGGACUUGUUUGGGGUAGAGGUUGAGCUGUCGUCUUAGACAGUGCCAGCCUAUAACGGGAGGGAAAACAUGAAUCGGAUGGUAGCCAUGAACGAAAUGAGAU
This is a messenger RNA of Chaetomium strumarium, 839 nucleotides long. RefSeq lists its product as uncharacterized. Bases 278 to 775 code for a protein of 165 amino acids. NCBI's taxonomy places the organism in Eukaryota, Fungi, Ascomycota, Sordariomycetes, Sordariales, Chaetomiaceae. Gene Ontology annotation, molecular function: chitin binding. The record is from RefSeq and is a predicted model, not a curated record. The transcript is spliced from 2 exons.